Messenger RNA from Thyridium curvatum, 1041 nucleotides. RefSeq lists its product as uncharacterized. The transcript has a single exon. NCBI's taxonomy places the organism in Eukaryota, Fungi, Ascomycota, Sordariomycetes, Thyridiales, Thyridiaceae. Gene Ontology annotation, cellular component: plasma membrane; cell cortex of cell tip. The coding region runs from base 1 to 1041 and encodes 346 amino acids. The record is from RefSeq and is a predicted model, not a curated record. Gene Ontology annotation, biological process: fungal-type cell wall organization.
AUGGGCAACGUCGGACGCUUCUUCUGCGUGGCUCUGCCCAUCGCCCUGACGGCAGCCAGCUUGAUCGCCCUGCUCGUCGGCGGCCUGGCCGGCAUCGGCAACACGGGCCUGUACAUGUUCGACGUCGACCUGAAGAACAUGUCGAUCAGCCCGGCCGAGAUCACGAGUCUGGUGGACAAGGUGACCAACAAGCGCCAUGUGGCCGACCUGUUCGAGUCGGCCACCGCCAACGUGGACGCCAGCAGCGCCCCGGCCCUGACCAACAACAUCACCUACCCGGACCUCUCCCUCGCCGAGAGGUACCAGAUCAACGUCUGGAACUACUGCUACAAGGACGCCGAGGGCAAGACGCAGUGCACAAAGGCCAAGUUCAACUGGGCCCAGGACUCGCUCAACAAGUCGACCUCCAACGUCGAGGCCCUCAUGACCCUGUCGGGCCAGAAGGUCCAGCUGCCCAAGGAGAUCAAGGACGCCGUCAGCCUCUUCACCAACAUGAUCAAGUGGACCGAGGUCGUCUUCAUCAUCGCCUACGUCGCCCUCGGCGUCGAGCUGCUCAUGGGCGUCUUCGCCAACUGCUCGCGCGCCAUCUCGUGCUGCACCUGGGUCUUUGCCGGCUUCGCGACCGUCGCCGUCAUCGCCGCCGCCGGCAUGGCCACGGGCGUCUCGCUCGUCGUCGUCGGCGCCGUCAAGGCCUCGGCCAAGGUCUACGGCGUGCAGGCCGCCCUCAACAGCCGCUUCCUCGCCGCCGUCUGGAUCGCCGCCGCCUUCGCCCUCGCCGCGGGGCUCUUCUGGAUGUUCACCAUCUGCUGCUGCAAGCCCGACCACUCGAGCCGCAAGAGCCGCGGCGUGCGCCACCGCGACGCCGCCGACGACGGCGAGAAGCUGAUGGGCGGCGGCGCCAACGGCCAGUACCAUCCGCUCAACGACCAGCACAACAACGGCUUCUACAACCGCCAGAGCGCCUACGCGCCCCAGGCGAGGUAUCCCAGCGGCGGCCGCACCGACCUCGCCUACGAGCCUUACUCGCACUCGCGCUACUGA